Molecule: messenger RNA, 1203 nt
Organism: Penicillium brasilianum
Lineage: Eukaryota; Fungi; Ascomycota; Eurotiomycetes; Eurotiales; Aspergillaceae
Source: the annotation of a GenBank genome assembly
AUGGCCGAUUACUCCGACUUCAUUUAUCAUCAACCUCAGGCGUCUCGAACCUCAGGCUCACAAUGGCUCCCUGAAUUCGCGUCUAGUCAACUUUCCAACGCUCAAAUGCAGGACUGGAUUCGUGCUUUCCCUCGGCCGCGACCAAACCGGGUCAUGAAGCCUCGUAGUGCGGGCAACAGCCCGUCGUCGGCCGUCCGGAGACGCACUACCAUCGCUCAGAAUGUCGGAAUGCCCAACCAGUAUCAUCAGUCGGCCCUAGAGGCGGCGAUCCUUGCGUCAAACACGCACAACACUCGACCCAUCUCCUGGCAUCCUUCCUCGGCUAGGUCCCGUGGGCUCUCGAACCCGAUCUGCCUGCCUGAUUAUGCCUCGGAGAAUUUCACGAUAGCUACCAUACAAGAUCAGCCCAUGAACGGCCUACCAGCUGACAGCAUGAUGUCCUAUCCUGUCUCCGCGGGUCCAACUUUCUCCGCUGCAUACUUCCCCGAAUAUGCGGACAUGCAGGAUUCCCUGGUCUUUCAGCAACAGACACCCUCCCUUUCCGUGGCUGGCUCGCAGGUUGAGCCGAUCACUUGGGAUACUACUGCCAACACUGACUUCUCGGGAAUCGACCCAUCCACGUCCGACGGCUGGACCCUGGACAUGCUUUCAAUGGCCAACAACAUUCCUCCAGCAGAGACAACCUGCCCCAGCUAUGCCAGUGUGCCCUCGCCCGGUGAAAUGAGUGGUCCAUCGACACCGGACUUCCUUCCCAUUCAGCAGUUUGAUGACGAACCAGCAUUUACUCAAAAGAAAGCUGGCAAGCCCGAGGAAGAACUUGUUGGCAUGGGCUUGUACAGCCACCCCAGCAACGCUCUUGGCCAAGUAUACCAGGGAACACUGGGCAAGGGACUGAAGCUGGAGGAAACCUUCUCGCCAUCUGACGAUGAAAACGACGACGAGGCUGAUGCCGAGGGUGAGGUGGAUGAUGAGGUCAGCGAAUCCGGUUCGACUCAACCUCAGUUCAACCCGCAAGAGCAGCUCUCCAUGGUGCAGCACUCGAACUUCCCAGUGUCGAAAUCCUCAUCCAACCAAGCUCUUAAACUCUUGCACAAGUCCUUUUUCUUUGAUAACGACGAUUCCGAUCAACAUGUCAGAGCUCCCGUGCAGCGUUUCCCCGACUUGACCCAGCCUUGCAUACCCUAUGGUUACUAUCGGGUCUGA